This is a messenger RNA of Coccomyxa subellipsoidea C-169, 1216 nucleotides long. Its product is annotated as WD40 repeat-like protein. The record is from RefSeq and is a predicted model, not a curated record. Gene Ontology annotation, cellular component: peroxisomal matrix; cytosol. Bases 260 to 1216 code for a protein of 318 amino acids. Gene Ontology annotation, biological process: protein import into peroxisome matrix. The transcript is spliced from 8 exons. Lineage: Eukaryota; Viridiplantae; Chlorophyta; Trebouxiophyceae; Coccomyxaceae. Gene Ontology annotation, molecular function: protein binding.
CAGAACCUUGUCGACGAUCGUGCAGCUUCCUUUGGAGACAUACUGAAGCAUUUAGCACUGCUGACACCCAAAUUUGUGAGAGGCAACGUGAGCAGAUUGAAAGUCUGGGAAGGUCAAGAAGAAUGUUCUGCGAGCAGUUGCCUGUAGUGGGAAGCUGUUAUCUUGAUUCAAAGGCAAAUACGGGGGAUGAAGCGAUUGGUAUGGUCCUGAUGGCCUGACAGCCAGGAAUUGCACACAUUGACACCGGUGACAAGCUUCCAUGGCGCCCUUUCGAACUGCCUUCAACGGUUAUGCCGUCAAGUUCUCUCCAUUCGAGGAGGGCAGAAUAGCAGUCGCCACAUCGCAGAACUUCGGAAUCAUCGGGAACGGGCGGCAGUACGUGUUGCAGAUGACCCCCAAUGGGCUGGUGGAGGUUGCAGAGUUUGACACGAAGGACGGAAUAUAUGACUGCGCCUGGUCUGAGGAAAACGAGAACAUUCUGGUGUCGUCCUGCGGAGAUGGCAGCAUCAAGGUGUGGGACGUGGCAGCGCCCCAGCAGGCCAACCCCCUUAGACACUUCCAGGAGCACACGCGCGAGGUGUACUGUGUGAGCUGGAACAUGGUGCGGCGCAAUGUGUUUCUGAGCGGCAGCUGGGACGACAGCAUCAAGCUUUGGGACAUGAACUCGCCCGCCUCGCUGGCCACCUUCAAGGAGCACACCUACUGCGUCUACGCCGCCAACUGGAACCCAGCGCAUGCGGAUGUCUUUGUGAGCGCCUCGGGCGACUGCAGCGUCAAGGUGUGGGACCUGCGGCAGGCGCGGCCGACGCUGAAUCUGGCGGCGCAUGCUUAUGAGAUCCUGUCGGCCGACUGGUGCAAGUACAACGACUGCGUGCUGGCGACUGCCUCCGUGGACAAGAGCAUCAAGCUGUGGGACAUUCGCGCGCCCGACAGGGAACUCUCAACCCUGCUCGGCCACACGUACGCGGUGAGACGGGUGGUCUUCUCGCCGCACGCAGAAAAUAUCCUGGCGUCCUGCAGCUACGACAUGAGCGUCAAGCUGUGGGACGUGGCGGCACCAGAGGACGCCCUUGUCAGGCAAGCGAAUUGGGACCACCACUCGGAGUUUGCUGUGGGGCUGGACUUCAGCACGCUGAGCGAGGGGAUGCUGGCCAGCUGCGGCUGGGACGAAAUGGUGCACGUCUGGAACCAGAAUGGCGACCCCAGAGCGCAGUGA